Messenger RNA from Phodopus roborovskii (desert hamster), 2287 nucleotides. Its product is annotated as mitogen-activated protein kinase 1. NCBI's taxonomy places the organism in Eukaryota, Metazoa, Chordata, Mammalia, Rodentia, Cricetidae. The transcript has a single exon. Gene Ontology annotation, molecular function: MAP kinase activity; ATP binding. The record is from RefSeq and is a predicted model, not a curated record. Gene Ontology annotation, biological process: protein phosphorylation; intracellular signal transduction. Gene Ontology annotation, cellular component: nucleus; cytoplasm. Bases 123 to 1199 code for a protein of 358 amino acids.
CCGGUCGCGGGCGGCGGUGGCUACACGGGUGGCAGCGCGGUCCCUGCGGGAGGCGCUGCACAAGCCGAUCAGCGGCCGCGAAGCGUCAAGCCCAGCGCGGCGGCGGCGACUAAGCAGCCAACAUGGCGGCGGCGGCGGCGGCGGGCCCGGAGAUGGUCCGCGGGCAGGUGUUCGACGUGGGGCCGCGCUACACCAACCUCUCCUACAUCGGAGAGGGCGCCUACGGCAUGGUUUGCUCAGCUUACGAUAAUCUCAACAAAGUUCGAGUUGCUAUCAAGAAAAUCAGCCCUUUUGAGCACCAGACCUACUGCCAGAGAACCCUAAGAGAGAUAAAAAUCUUGCUGCGUUUCAGACAUGAGAAUAUCAUCGGCAUCAAUGACAUCAUCCGGGCACCAACCAUUGAGCAAAUGAAAGAUGUAUAUAUAGUACAGGACCUCAUGGAGACAGAUCUUUACAAGCUCUUGAAGACACAACACCUCAGCAAUGACCAUAUCUGCUAUUUUCUGUAUCAGAUCCUGAGAGGAUUAAAAUACAUCCAUUCAGCUAAUGUUCUGCAUCGUGACCUCAAGCCUUCCAACCUCCUGCUGAACACCACUUGUGAUCUCAAGAUCUGUGACUUUGGCCUUGCCCGUGUUGCAGAUCCGGAUCAUGAUCACACAGGGUUCUUGACAGAGUAUGUAGCCACACGUUGGUACAGAGCUCCAGAAAUUAUGUUGAAUUCCAAGGGUUAUACCAAGUCCAUUGACAUCUGGUCUGUGGGCUGCAUCCUGGCAGAGAUGCUCUCCAACAGGCCUAUCUUCCCCGGGAAGCACUACCUUGACCAGUUGAAUCACAUCCUGGGUAUUCUUGGAUCUCCAUCACAGGAAGAUCUGAAUUGUAUAAUAAAUUUAAAAGCUAGAAACUACUUGCUUUCUCUCCCGCACAAAAAUAAGGUGCCAUGGAACAGGCUGUUCCCAAAUGCUGACUCUAAAGCUCUGGACUUACUGGAUAAAAUGUUGACAUUUAACCCUCACAAAAGGAUUGAAGUUGAACAGGCUCUGGCCCACCCAUACCUGGAGCAGUAUUAUGACCCAAGUGAUGAGCCCAUUGCCGAAGCACCAUUCAAGUUUGACAUGGAAUUGGAUGACUUACCUAAGGAGAAGCUCAAAGAACUCAUUUUUGAAGAGACUGCUAGAUUCCAGCCAGGAUACAGAUCUUAAAUUGGACGAGGGCUCAGAGGACUGGACGCGCUCAGAUGUCGGUGUUCCUCCCAGUUCUUGACCCCUGGUCCUAUCUCCAGCCCGUCUCAGCUUACCCACUCUGACUCCUUGGAGCUGCUUGGAGGGGCAGCUUCUGGUAGUAGUGGCUUUUAUACUUUCACAGAAUCCCUUCAUCCAGAGAUGUCUUCUGACACCAGUGCCCUGCAGCAGUGUGCACUUCGGUGCACUCACUGCCUACUCUUCUUUAGUCACUAACUGCUUUCUGGUUUGAAAGAUGCAGUGGUUCCUCCCCCUCCUGAUUCCUUUCUACAUGUCAUCCUGCUGAACCAUGCAGCCUCACCAGAGCGGGAAUCUUUCCAAACUGGCCCCAGUCGCUGGCAUCUCACUUUAUACAGUGAGGAAUGCUAUUACAUAAGGCACUUUAAGUCAGUGACAGCUCCAAAUUUGCACUUCAUCUGUUUGACUAGUAACUGUCUACCCAGAACAGGAGCUUGUAGACAUCCCUGGAUGGUAUUGCAGGCUUUAGGGGCAGGCACUUCUGUCACAGGAGUCCUUUGGGGGCAUUUUUCUAUGUCUCAUGUUAGUCCCAUAUUUAAGGUAUCGGAUUACUAUUCUAGGAAGCAUUUUACCAGCAGUGUAAUUCUGUUGUAAUGGAGGUAUAGCACUUGCCAAAAUGUUCCAUGCUGUCCUUAGCCAGAGACUUAAAAGUAACAGUUCUUCUGCUUGUCAUUUGCUGCAAGAUGCACAAGCACUGAGCUGUAGAAGUUUCUGGUGAAGUAGAGAGCAAGCUGACCUAGAUGUUGACGGUGAAGCUCCAUAUAUGCCUUGAGCUGUUUUACACACAAGGCUGAUUUUGUAACCGCAUUCACUGCCUUGGGGUUUAGCUAAGAGGAACACUGCAUCUUUAAAUGAGAAAGUGUACAGUUCUUCUCCAAAGCAUGCCAGCAUCUCAAGCUCACUUUUCAGCGAUGUAAUGACUUGUAAUAAAGCCUUCAUGAGUUCUCAUCAUGAAGCUCUGCUCUGUUGCCAAGUAUUGAGGUGUUUCUGGUACUGCUGAAUUAAUGUCAUAAAAGACUAGCAGUAACUGU